AUGCCAUCCAAGAGUUGGAUAGUGAUACUCCUUCUAUCAUCUCUACAUCUUGCUUUGGGCGUUUCUAAUGGUGGGAUUAUAGAUGAUACGUUACUGAUUGAUCCUACCAGCAUAUUAAAAACCAUAAGCGAAGUGGGCGAGAUUAUUGAUUGUGUGGAUAUCUACAAGCAACCGGCUUUCAGCCAUCCAAGGCUCAGGAAUCACACUCUCCAAAUGGAACCUAGCUCGUACCCGAUUGGACUCGAACCAAAGAGCACAUUCCCCUCGAAUAGCUCCUCGGAGGUGAACAUUCAAAGUUGGCACAAAAAAGGAGAGUAUUGUCCCGAGGGAAGCAUCCCGAUUUUAAGAUCGUUAGACGAGGAUUUCCCAAAGAAGCAUACACAUCCUUUGGCAUCUACAACGAACAACUCGCUCGCGCCACCAGGCUUUAAAGCCGAGUAUGCUGUAGCAUUUUUACCUGGAUCCAAUUUCUAUGGAGCACUUGGAGAAAUCAAUGUAUGGAACCCAAAAACUCUGAAAAAAGAAUUGAGUGCAUCUCAGUUCUGGGUUACAGAUGGCGGUGGGAAAGAUAUUGACUCAGUUGAGGUUGGCUGGAUGGUCACGGCGUUUACCAAUCAUCCCACCAUCUUCGUAUAUUGGACCGCUGAUGGAUACAACACGGGAUGUUACAAUGUGCGUUGCAGCGGCUUUGUUCAGACAAAUCGGAAGAUUGCGCUUGGUGCCUUUCUAACCCCAAUUUCUAUUUAUGGUGGCGAGCAGCACCUAAUGGGCAUAAAAGUCUACAGGGAUGGUCAAGGAAACUGGUGGGUGAAUGUUCUAGGUCAAAACUUGGGUUACUGGCCGCCCAACCUCUUCAAUGGCGGACUAAGGGGACCUGCAAGUCUGAUAGAAUGGGGAGGAGAAGUCAUUAACUCGAACCCACAAGGCGUUCACACAUCGACCCAAAUGGGUAGUGGGCAUUUCCCCAGUGAAUCGUAUAGCAGAGCUGCUUAUUUUAAGAACCUGCAAUACAUAGUCGAUGGUGGAGGCCUGGAAGAUGCUAAGGAUAUAACAGGCCAGGCGACGAGGCCUGAAUGUUACGAUAUACAAGUGCAGAAACCUAGUCGCGAGUGGGGGAGUUAUUUUUACUAUGGAGGUCCUGGGUUAUCAGCUAAUUGCAAGUGA
This is a messenger RNA of Linum tenue, 1164 nucleotides long. NCBI's taxonomy places the organism in Eukaryota, Viridiplantae, Streptophyta, Magnoliopsida, Malpighiales, Linaceae. The record is from the annotation of a GenBank genome assembly.